Molecule: messenger RNA, 1482 nt
Organism: Didymella exigua CBS 183.55
Lineage: Eukaryota; Fungi; Ascomycota; Dothideomycetes; Pleosporales; Didymellaceae
Product: MAP kinase
Exons: 3
Coding region: 1-1482 (493 amino acids)
Biological process (GO): protein phosphorylation
Molecular function (GO): protein kinase activity; ATP binding
Source: RefSeq, a predicted model, not a curated record
AUGGCCUCACCUGUGCCCAUGCUCCGAGCGCCUGUCCCUGGCCGCGGGCCUCGCAAGCCGGCCCUUGGCCUUUCGAUCCCGCCCUCACCGAAUGCUCGACCCGUCGUGAACGGCUCGAGCGAGGCGCAGCCCGGCGUCGGUCGGCCUGCGCCUCCCCGUCUCCAGCUCGCGACACCCAUGGGCUCGAACACCACCCCACAAGAAGGCGGUCGCCCGCGACUGCAACUCGCAACUCCCAUGGGUUCGAGUAGGACACCACAAGGACUGCCGCCACUCCAGAUAUCGACAGGGCUCUCUGCCAACUCGAGCGACGCGAGCGCCAACUCACGAUCUGGCAGCUUCGGCGAGAACCAAGCGAACGGCUCAGCGUCAUCAUAUCAAAAUGGCUCGGGCUUCUCUUCGACAUUACAAGAGCCGGGCCAGGCCACGGAUCCCAUCUCAGCCAUAUCACAAGGUGGAAGCGAGGGUGGGUCGGCCAUGCAGAGAGGUGCGAGCAGCCAGCCCAUGCCAGACCUGGAGGCCUUGUCGCUAGAGAAGGGCCGCCCCUUGGAUGUCGAGGACCUCGACGAUAUGGGCUGGAGAGCAGCCAGCAAAAACAAGCUGAUCGAGGAGCUCGGCAGUCUCGGGGAGGGUGCCGGUGGCGCUGUCACAAGGUGCAAGCUCAAGGGCGGAAAGACCGUCUUUGCCCUCAAGAUCAUCACCACAAACCCCGACCCAGACGUCAAGAAACAGAUUGUACGAGAACUGUCGUUCAACAAGAACUGCGCCAGCGACCACAUCUGUCGGUACUGGGGCGCCUUCGUCGACGACGAUGGCACGAUCAGUAUCGCCAUGGAGUUCUGCGAAGGUGGAUCUCUGGAUGCAGUAUACCGUGAAGUCAAGAAGCUGGGCGGCCGCACGGGCGAGAAGGUGCUCGGCAAGGUUGCAGAAGGCGUACUGAACGGCCUGACGUACCUACACUCUCACCGCAUUAUUCAUCGAGAUAUCAAGCCAAGCAACAUCCUGCUCUGCCGAAACGGGCAGGUCAAGCUAUGCGAUUUCGGAGUGUCGGGCGAGUUUGGCACCAAGGGCGACGCGAAUACCUUCAUUGGCACAUCGUACUACAUGGCGCCCGAGCGAAUCACUGGACAGAGCUACACCAUCACGAGCGAUGUGUGGAGCUUGGGCGUGACACUUCUCGAAGUUGCACAGCAUCGGUUCCCGUUCCCUGCGGACGGCACAGAGAUGAGCCCCCGGGCCGGACUCAUUGAUCUUCUGACAUACAUUGUGCGGCAACCGAUCCCAACGCUGAAGGACGAGCCCGAGGCUGGUAUCAAGUGGUCGGAGAACUUCAAGUACUUCAUCGAGUGCUGCCUCGAGAAGGAUUGCCCGCGGAGAGCGACACCGUGGCGCAUGCUCGAGCACCCGUGGAUGGUGGAGAUGAAGUCGAAGAAGGUCAACAUGGCGCACUUCCUCAAGCAGGUGUGGGACUGGAAGGAGUAG